Molecule: messenger RNA, 1449 nt
Organism: Lindgomyces ingoldianus
Lineage: Eukaryota; Fungi; Ascomycota; Dothideomycetes; Pleosporales; Lindgomycetaceae
Product: P-loop containing nucleoside triphosphate hydrolase protein
Exons: 9
Coding region: 57-1310 (417 amino acids)
Cellular component (GO): cytoplasm
Molecular function (GO): ATP hydrolysis activity; GTP binding
Source: RefSeq, a predicted model, not a curated record
GUUGGUUGCCCAAGCUAGCUUUUUCUUAAGAGUUGUUUACUUGUUCUGCUUUCAAAAUGCCUCGCGAUCCCUUGAUAGGCCUUGUCGGCAAACCGUCGUCCGGGAAAUCUACGACACUCAACAGCCUAACAGAUGCCUCUUCCAAAGUCGGAAACUUCCCAUUCACAACAAUAGACCCCCAACGUGCCAUCGGCUAUCUCCAGAUCCCAUGCGCGUGCGCCCGCUUCAAUGUCUCGGAUCGAUGUAAACCGAACUACGGCUCUUGCGUGGAUGGACGACGCAGCGUUCCAAUUGAAUUGCUAGAUGUAGCGGGUUUGGUACCCGGCGCGCAUUUGGGGAAAGGGUUGGGGAAUCGGUUUUUGGAUGAUUUGAGGCAGGCGGAUGCUUUGGUGCAUGUGGUGGAUGUUAGUGGGACCACGGAUGCGGAAGGUAAAACUACGAGGGGCUAUGAUCCAAGUCAAGAUAUUGUAUGGUUACGCUCGGAAAUUGUCCGCUGGAUACAAGGGAAUCUGAUGGAGAAAUGGGGCUCCAUAAAACGCCGUCAUGUUGCCAUAAAAGCCACCGCCGUCGAAACCCUCCAAAAUCAGUUCUCCGGCUACGGCAGCAAAGCCUCCGUUGUAGCCAGCUGCCUUGACCGCCUCGCCCUCAAAGAACCUCUCCAAGACUGGACUGACUCCACCAUCGAGCGCGUCGUGAAUGCAUUCACUGAUGAGAAAUUCCCAACCGUCAUUGCGCUCAACAAAAUCGACCACCCUGAUGCCGACAAAAACAUUGCUAAAAUCGCAAAAAUGGUAGAUGCAAAAAGCAUCGUGCUAACCUCCGCAAUAUCCGAGGUUUUCUUGCGGAAGUUAGCGAAACAGGGGUUUAUUAGGUAUACAGAAGGAUCAGAGUUUUUAGACACGCGGGAGGAUCUUUUGGAGCAAGGGGAGGAGGAUGGGGGCGGGUUGAAGGAGUUAGACGAGAAGUUAAAGACAAGGAUUGAGAAUCUGAAAGAUAUGGUGUUGUAUCGAUUUGGUUCGACGGGGGUCGUGCAGGUGCUGAGUCGGGCGGCAGAGUUGUUGGGGCUAGUGCCUGUUUUCCCAGUUAGGAAUGUGGGGAGCUUUACGUCUGGGAGUGCGGGAUCUACGGCAGUUUUUAGGGAUUGUGUGCUUGUGAAGAGGGGGAGUACGGUGGGUGAUGUAUAUAGGAAGGUUAUGGGGGAUGCACCGCUGGCAUAUGUGGAGACGGUGGGAGGAAAGAGGGUCAGUGAAGAUGAUGAGAUUAAGGUUGGGAAAAAUGACAUCCUGAGUUUUAAAGUUGGGAGGGCGUGAGAAAGCUGCUGUGGCCGGUGCAGGCAUGUCUGGCUUCAUAUCACGUUUCUAGACAGUUUCUGGGGGCUCUUUAUGUAUGCAGAUGUCUUUCGGUUCAGGGGUGGGAUUUGGCGUUGGGCAGGUUUAGGCGUGUCCGGAU